Molecule: messenger RNA, 561 nt
Organism: Liolophura sinensis
Lineage: Eukaryota; Metazoa; Mollusca; Polyplacophora; Chitonida; Chitonidae
Exons: 1
Coding region: 1-561 (186 amino acids)
Source: RefSeq, a predicted model, not a curated record
AUGUACCAGAAAACCAAAGCUCCUACACCAGAUAUAUACCAGAAAACCAAAGCUCCUACACCAGAUAUAUACCAGAAAACCAAAGCUCCUACACCAGAUAUAUACCAGAAAACCAAACCUCGUUCAUCAGAUAUAUGUCAGAAAACCAAAGCUCCUACACCAGAUAUAUACCAGAAAACCAAAGCUCCUACACCAGAUAUAUACCAGAAAACCAAAGCUCCUACACCCGACAUAUGCCAGAAAACCAAAGCUCCUACAGCAGAUUUAUACCAGAAAACCAAAGCUCCUACACUAUAUAUAUGCCAGAAAACCAAAGCUCCUACACCAGAUAUAUAUCAGAAAACCAAAGCUCCUAAACCAGAUAUAUACCAGAAAACUAAAGCUCCUACACCCGAUAUAUACCAGAAAACCAAAUCUCCGACACCAGAUAUAUACCAGAAAACUAAAGCUCCUACACCCGAUAUAUGUCAGAGAACCAAAGUUCCUACCCCAGAUAUAUGUCAGAGAACCAAAGCUCCUACACCAGAUAUAUGCCAGAAAAUAGACUAUUACACCAGAUAA